UGUCUACAGGGAAGACUUCUCCAGCUCCUACCUUGGAUGUUGCACUCAAGCCCAGCUCCCAUCACAGGAGUACUCCAACAGGGAAAAUCCAAGAUACAACAGAUAAGAUAUCCCUGGAACCAUCCAAACACAUGAGGCGAGAGCUUAAGGAACCCCUGCAGACAAGAGAAGAGAUGGACAUAGUGCUUCAGUGGAAGGUGGCAUUUCUUGAAGGAAGCACUCCAUCUUCGGUGCGAGCCCCUGUUGCAGGAAGGAAGGCGAUUCCAGACACGGGCACAGGCACAGCAGACUGGGAUGCUGGGAAGGAUUCUCCAUUAGCCUGGCGCUCUGAAGUUGUGAAGCACUCUGAGCAUUCUGCAGAUGUGUCUGCAGGGACGACCUCACCAACUCCUACCUUGGAUGCUGCACAAAAGCCCAGCUCCCAUCACAGGGGUCCUACGACAGGAGAGACCAAAGGCAUGGCAGGCAAGAAAUUCCAGGACCCAUUAGAAGUCAUGUGGCAAAUGCUGAAGGAAUGUCUGCAGAGAAGGCAAGAAAUGAAAGGAGAGCCUGUGCAGAUGGAAGCAUUUCCCGGAGGAAGCAGUGGUUCUGUGCCAGCCUCUGCUGCAGGAAGGGAGGCCAUGCCAGGCACAGGCACAGGAGAUGAGGUUGCUGGGAAGGCUUCUCCAUCAGCUUGGAUGAAGAAAGUUUUGAAGCCCUUGGAGCCUCCUGCAGAUAUGUCUCCAGGGAGGACUUCUCCAGCUCCUACCUUGGAUGCUGCACCCAAGCCCAGCUCCUAUGGCAGGGGUACUCCAACAGGGAAAAUCCAAGAUACAACAGAUAAGAUAUCCCUGGAACCAUCCAAACACAUGAGGCGAGAGCUUAAGGAACCCCUGCAGACAAGAGAAGAGAUGGACAUAGUGCUUCAGUGGAAGGUGGCAUUUCUUGAAGGAAGCACUCCAUCUUCGGUGCGAGCCCCUGUUGCAGGAAGGAAGGCGAUUCCAGACACGGGCACAGGCACAGCAGACUGGGAUGCUGGGAAGGAUUCUCCAUUAGCCUGGCGCUCUGAAGUUGUGAAGCACUCUGAGCAUUCUGCAGAUGUGUCUGCAGGGACGACCUCACCAACUCCUACCUUGGAUGCUGCACAAAAGCCCAGCUCCCAUCACAGGGGUCCUACGACAGGAGAGACCAAAGGCAUGGCAGGCAAGAAAUUCCAGGACCCAUUAGAAGUCAUGUGGCAAAUGCUGAAGGAAUGUCUGCAGAGAAGGCAAGAAAUGAAAGGAGAGCCUGUGCAGAAGGAAGCACUUCCAGGAGGAAGCAGUGGUUCUGUGCCAGCCUCUGCUGCAGGAAGGGAGGCCAUGCCAGGCACAGGCACAGGAGAUGAGGUUGCUGGGAAGGCUUCUCCAUCAGCUUGGAUGAAGAAAGUUUUGAAGCCCUUGGAGCCUCCUGCAGAUAUGUCUCCAGGGAGGACUUCUCCAGCUCCUACCUUGGAUGCUGCACCCAAGCCCAGCUCCCAUGGCAGGGGUCCUCCACCAGAAGAGACCAAAGGCAUGGCAUACAAGAAAUUCCAGAACCCAUUUGAAUUCAUGUGGCAAAUGCUGAAGGAAAUGCUGCAGAGAAGUCAAGAAGUGGAUUUUGAGCCUGUGCAGAAGGAAGCAUUUCCCGGAGGAAGCAGUGGUUCCGUGCCAGCCUCUGCUGAAGGAAGGGAGGCCUUGCCAGGCACAGGCACAGGAGCUGAACCUGCCGGUGAAGGCCCCACAUCCAAGACUGAGCCUCUGGGAGAUGCUGAGGGUGUGUCUGCAGGGAGGACUUCUCCAGCUCCAGGGCUGGAUGCUUGGCCCCAACCCAGCUCCCAUGGCAGGGGUCCUCCAAAAGGAAAGACCCAAGAUACUGCAGCCAAAAUGUCUCAUGAGUCAGAUGAAUUCCUGACACAAACACAGAAGGAAGCACCCGGAGGACAAGUGAUGGACCAAAAGGCUGUGCAGAAGGAGGAGCACCCAGGGAGAAGCAGUGGCUCAUUGGCAGCCCCUGCAGCAGAAAGGAAGGCGAUGCCAGACACGGGCACAGGCACAGCAGAUGCAGCCGGCACCACAAGACCUGUUCCCAAUGCCCAGGAUGGCCUUGGAAGGGAUUUCUGUCAGGGAACAGGCUGCUGGCUAGGGUUACUGGCCGGCGUGCUUUGUUUGGAGCUUGUUUUCAUGUUGUGCUGCUUUGGAAUCGGGUAUUCCUGGAACAGAAAACAGGGCAGUUCGGGACAGGAGUUGAAAGACGGUGGCUGCACCUCACACCAGACAGCGUGAGCAGCUCCUCCAGCAGCAGGAACGGCCCGGACAGCCCUCUCAAGUGUUCUGUGAAGAGGACCCCAGAACAACCGUCGACAAGGAAGCCUCUUAUUGCCCCGUAGAUCCCACUGCCACCUGCUCUCCCCAUGGGCCUCCCCAAGCUUCCUUUAUUCCUUUUUUUCUCUCCGUCUGUCCCAUCCCAGCCAACCCGAGUUCCGCUAGGGACCCCAGGACCAGCCCAGCACCUUCCAGCACCUCCUGAGACCAACACAUCCCUUCCUCUGCCCCUGAGCCCCCUGGCCUUGCCCUCUAGGCAACACUGAAGGUUGUGGAGGAUUUUGUGAACAGCUGGCUAGCUAACAAAGGUCACACUGACAUAAUACCGUUAAUUAAGCAAGAAGGAGACGAGGAUAGGAGUCAGCAGUCAGUGUCCAAACCUGGCAAGGGCACUGUGCCCUUGGUGCAACAUCAGGAUGGGGGAGAGGAUCGUUAGUUAGAAACAUGAAGAAAAUAUGUAAACAGCUGCAGCAUAGUAGCCUCAAGAAUGAUAAGGUAGGCGUAGUUAGCUGAUAAGUAACUAACCAAUAAUGAGCUCGCUUUUUGCAAUAUGUAUUAGCCUCAUUAACACCAAUAUAAAUGUAUGUGCCUAUCAAUAAAGUUUUGAGAUUUGCUGAUCACUCAUAUUGAGUGCUGCAUUUCUUCCGCCGAUUACCACAAAUGGUGACCCCGGACAUGAUAUCGGUAAUGGCAACCACAGUGGAUCGGUGAACGAGUUCGGGUCCUACAGCAGCAAGGACGGCGAAUAAGCACUGCUGAAAAAGCGAAAAGUGCCGCGCCCUGGGUGACCUUAUAGAAGAGCCCGGCCGAUACGUGCUGCCGAAACCUUGAAGGGCUGCAACAGCGCUGACGUUCUCAAAAAUGGAAAUGGA
Messenger RNA from Passer domesticus (house sparrow), 3190 nucleotides. Its product is annotated as proteoglycan 4-like. The coding region runs from base 132 to 2279 and encodes 715 amino acids. The record is from RefSeq and is a predicted model, not a curated record. NCBI's taxonomy places the organism in Eukaryota, Metazoa, Chordata, Aves, Passeriformes, Passeridae. The transcript is spliced from 25 exons.